Phaedon cochleariae (mustard beetle) is the source of this 2965-nucleotide messenger RNA. The record is from the annotation of a GenBank genome assembly. Lineage: Eukaryota; Metazoa; Arthropoda; Insecta; Coleoptera; Chrysomelidae.
AAAUUGAAGUAUUAAAAAAUCAAAACAAAAAAAUUUUGAUUAGGGAAUAGAAAUCGGAUUAUAAUGUGAUUUUAGUUUGAAUUAUCAAGAUAUAUGGUUAUGUUGGAUUUGAUAAUAAAAUGCUUCCAUCUGUAUAGUCGAUAAAUGCAACGAAGUUUGUGAAAAUGCAAGCUACAUGCUUACAAUGUACAAGAACACCUUCUGGACUUUCUUACAGAAUAGUCAGGGACUCCUGUGGGCAUGAAAAAUGUAGACAGUGUCUGCUGGAAGAUGAGGAUCAUUGUAAACAGUGUGUUCAAAAUACACACUUUCUGGAUAAUAGCAAUAAAGCAAUAAAAACUGACCAAAAUAAGUUGGUGAACUGUGACAAAAUUUCUGUUAAUGGGAACUCUCACAUUGAACUUGAACAAGUAGUGCUUAAUAAUCAUACCGCCGUAAUCCAAGUCAAUGGAAAUAUUCCUAAUAAAAUAGCUAUAAAUGGUGAUAAUACUCUGACUACAAUUAAAUCCAAUGUAUCAGCAGAUACAGUAGACAUUGUAAAUAACAAUGAAAAUAGUUUUGGUACAGAAAACAGAGAUAUAGUUGCCAUCAAACCAAAAACAGUUGAAAAAAAUAAGAGGAGACCAUACAAUUUGAUUGAAAUUCCUAAACAUAUAACUGAGAUUGCAGAUUCUUCAUCAUAUCACUGCACAAUAUGUAAUAAAAAGUUUUCCACCAAAACUCACAUCAAAUAUCAUCAGUAUUGUGAAGCUGGAGUUUCCAAGCCAUACAAAUGUAAAAUUUGUAACAAGGAAUUCAUUCUGCUUUCACAACUUGAUGUUCAUUCCUACAAACAUGAAUCAAAGAAACCUUAUUCAUGUACAACAUGCAAGAAGGCAUUCAGUACUAGAAGCAAACUGGUACGCCACAAUUCUAUACAUUCAAUUGUUAAAAGUCACAUUUGUUCUGAAUGUGGCAAUGCAUACCGCAGCAAAGAAUCUCUCAAGAUUCAUUCAAUAAUUCAUAGAGGGGAGAAGCCCUAUGAUUGCAGCUUAUGCUCUGCAAAGUUCAGCAAUCAUUCAAAUUUGAACAAACAUAUGGCAGUUCAUUCAGAAGAGAAGGCUCAUAUGUGUGACCAAUGUGGUAAGAGAUUCAAACUGAAAUGGGCUCUGACUGUGCAUAGAAGAUCUCACCUUAGGAUUAAGCCCCAUGAAUGUAAAGUUUGUAUGAAAGCAUUUGUGAAUAACAAGGAUCUUCAGAGGCAUGCUCAAAUCCAUCAAGAGACGAAGUCGUUCAUGUGCAGCAUAUGCUCGAUGAGCUUCCGCCGGCAGGACAAUCUGCGCCGCCACAUGAAGAACACGCACCCAGGUAAGCAGGGCGCGGUCCUGAGGCGAGCCGCCCCCGCUGCCCCAGCCGCCUCUCCCCCACCGCCCCCCAAAGAUCACCCCAACGCCGUCAACGUCAUAACGACGAACGCCGUCAACGUCAUAACGACGCACGCGACCGCCCGUCUCGGCGGUGGCGGCGGCGAGAGGCGGCCAGAGGCUGGGGCGGCGGGAGGCAGGAGGCUACCUUCCGUUGUUCGAUCUGAUUGCAGGACGACCGUUGCCGCCGCUGCCGCCGCCAGCGCCGUCAGGGUCAUCAACGGGCCGAUCAAGUUGGCGUUUAAGACGCCGGCUUUCAAGAGCGCUCACAAUAUUAACGGAGGUUUCGACAAUGUAUCAAGUUCUCACAGCCAGAUCGCCUACGAUAUGGCGGAGUCCGUAGACAUCUGCCAGAAGAUCCUCGAUCCCAGCGGUCUGGCAACACAGCAGCGCCACGUCGUCCGCCCGGCGGAGCCCACCACGCAGGAGAUCUACCAGAGGAUCCUCGACCCGAACUCGACCAGGCCGCUGCACUACGAAACCUCCUUCCAGAAUAAGAAGCACGCCAUGAUUAAGAACAUCAAGUUCAAGGUGCCGGCUUUGUACACGAAUAAUUUCAAGGAGAGUGAGAAGGGGGAGUCGAAGAUGUAUACGGAGUUGGGGCCCGCAGCUGUGACUAGCGUUAUAGUGAAUAACAAUUCGGGUAAAAGUGAUGGUGGUGAAUUUGGUCAGCAUUCUAGUAUCCAUUGGCGAAGGAGGACUUCGCAAAACCUUGUAUUGAAAGAUUGAGAGAGUUAUUUAUUGAGACUGUGUUUUUGGUAAUUUUUUUCAUUCUGUAGUUGGUAAGAUGCCAAAUUGAAUUGUUAUUGAAAACUGUAUGUUAAACAUCGUAGUUUCUUGUGAAAUACUUGAUCAUGAUAUUUAAACUAAGUUUUAUCAUUGUUCUUGUUUCUGUACACCAUUAAUUUCAAGGAGAGUGAGGAGGAGUCGGAAACGUACACGGAGUCAGUGCCCUCAGUUGUAGCUUACAAUUUGGGUAAAAGUGAUGUUGAACUUGGUCAGCAUUCUAGUAUCCAUUGGCGGAGGACUUGAAACCUUGGGUUGAUAGGAGACUGUGAUUUUGGUUAUUUUUGUCAUUCAAGCAGAUGAAGUGGAAACAGUCCACGCACGUGUUAAACACAAAGCACAAUGAUAACACCACCAUGCAUUGUUUUGCCACUGUGAACAAAAAAUUGAAAUUUUCAACUCAAACCCUGUGUCGCUAACAGUUUUAGCAUUUUCAGGGGACGAUUCUUCAUCAGUUAUUCGCAUCAUAAUGGGGAAGACCACUGAGGGAAGAAAUCCGUGCAAACCUCUUUCAAUCGACGAAUCAUGAUUUAUAUUUUAUGUACAAUCAAUAUUAUGAGUUGAAGUUGAAGGGAAUCGAAUCUAUAUCGUUUUGAAAUCAGCAUAUUUCAUUCGAUAUUUCAAACAGCCAAAUAUGAUGGUGGAGUCGUGACGUAUUAGUCCCGAACUAUAGCUAUCUCUCUCUGAUACCUCGUCAUUCUGCAGUGUUGCAGUGUAAUUGGUCAGUUCAAGGACAAUAGGCGUGUUGGGACUAAGACGUCGCACCAGUCACACCA